ACCUAUUUUUUCCACAUAAAACGAAUCCAGCUGUGGUGCGUCAUGCGCGUCUGGUCUUGCUCCAUCGACUCACAACAAGGGGGAAGCGACGCAAAGAUGUUGUUCUGCCUUUCUGUCUGUUUAGCUUUGCUGUGGACGACUGGGAGUAUGAUGAAUGUUGGAGGCAAGCAGAGCCUUCACACUCUAAACGACAUGUUUGCUGAAGUAGAGGAGCUGAUGGAGGAUACUCAACACUUCCUGGAUGAGGCAGUCGAUCAGAUAAGAAGUGAGAGUUCCAAGUCUUUGUUCCAGCACAAUGACACACAAAAAGCCGCAACCACGGCCAUGCAAGUCCUCAAUAAAAGUGACGAGGAAAUGACAAAGAAGACAGAAUUCUCUCAACUCCAUCUGGAGAUCUCUGGCCAGUGGAACAGUGUCGCUCAUGAAUGCCUGGUGGACGAGGACUGUGGCGAACUGAAGUAUUGUUGGUAUGAGAUGGACAACUCCAAGUGCCUGUCCUGCAUACCAACUGACAUGCCCUGUACUAAAGACGAGGAGUGCUGCUCCAAACAGACGUGUGUUUGGGGCCAGUGUACGGUCAACGCCACUCAGGGAACGGAAGGAACAAUCUGUCAGGGUCAGAGUGACUGCAGACCAGACCUCUGCUGUGCUUUCCAACGAGAGCUUUUAUUCCCGGUGUGCAACCCCAAACCAGGAAAAGGGGAGUCCUGCCUGAACCAACCCAACCUGUUGAUGGACAUGCUGGCCUGGGAUCAGGAGGGUCCUCGCGACAACUGCCCCUGUGCCAAUGACCUGCAGUGCCAAAUGAACGGACGUGGAUCCGUCUGUGGAGAGUAGAAAUGGAAAUAGUGGAGUACAAUAAAACAUGUCCUGAAGUUAAA
Nerophis ophidion (straightnose pipefish) is the source of this 881-nucleotide messenger RNA. Its product is annotated as dickkopf-related protein 3-like. The coding region runs from base 43 to 837 and encodes 264 amino acids. Gene Ontology annotation, cellular component: extracellular region. Gene Ontology annotation, biological process: negative regulation of canonical Wnt signaling pathway; multicellular organism development. NCBI's taxonomy places the organism in Eukaryota, Metazoa, Chordata, Actinopteri, Syngnathiformes, Syngnathidae. The transcript is spliced from 7 exons. Gene Ontology annotation, molecular function: co-receptor binding; receptor antagonist activity. The record is from RefSeq and is a predicted model, not a curated record.